Messenger RNA from Pseudozyma hubeiensis SY62, 282 nucleotides. RefSeq names its product exonuclease Kem1. The record is from RefSeq and is a predicted model, not a curated record. The transcript has a single exon. Lineage: Eukaryota; Fungi; Basidiomycota; Ustilaginomycetes; Ustilaginales; Ustilaginaceae. Bases 1 to 282 code for a protein of 93 amino acids.
AUGGCCGACACGGGCACGAUCUCUGCUCGAUGUCAACCAUUCUUCCGCCCUCGAUCGCUCUCACGCAGGGUCGGACUUGACCUCGCUAUGGAAGGAUCUCGAAUGGGCAUCGUAUCGCAUCCUCGGCUCGCUGUCGACGGUGACCGGAUUGUUGUUGGCGUUCAGGUCGAACAGCGCGAUCGAAAGGUGGAGCACGGCAAGGAGGAAGUGGUCGGACGUUCAGGCGACAUCGAGGUCCCUUUCAAGGCUGCUGAGCGCGUCGCUGUACGGAGCAGUCAGUGA